AUGCCUCAAGUCUUAUCUUGGAGAUACGUGUAUUUCUUGACUAUAGGGCUCCGAUUCAUUCUAGCCCUUGCAGACUCGUAUAUCCACCCGGAUGAGCAUUUCCAGAGCUUGGAGGUAGCCACGCUGGCCUGGUUGGGGUAUAAUACCAAUAUUCCAUGGGAGUUCACGUCUUCCAGUCCUGCCAGAAGCUAUGCUCCACUUGUGGUGGUUUACUGGCCGGUACUAAAAGUAACCAGUCUUUUAGGGCUUGAGCUGCCGUUGCAAAUAUGGUAUAUCUCGAGACUUGUGCUUAUGGUGGUUUCAUGGAUGGUUACAGACUGGUGCUUGUAUAAGAUGCUUCCUACCAAGCAGGAGAGGAUCAAGGCUAUUUACUUUACGCUGUCGUCGUACGUGACGUUGGUGUACCAGUCACAUUGCUUUUCAAAUUCAAUUGAGACCGUGUUGGUGGUGGCGGCGGUAUAUGUGAUUAAUGAGCUUCGGUUCAUUUCUGGCCAGGACGCUUCUCAGCAUAGUAAGGCCGAGUUGGUGAAGUUGGCAGCGGCAUUGGGCGUGUUGGUGUCGUUUGGCGUGUUUACGAGAAUCACAUUCCCGGCGUUUUUUGUGCUUCCUUCGUUUUACUUGUUGAAGAGCUUCUGGAGAUGGAAAGCGCUUCCUUUCGCUGCUGGUGCUACGUUUGCAUUGACGUCAGCAGCGUGUAUUAUUCUUGAUACUGUCAUGUUCGGCAGAAGAUCUGUUUCUGAGUUGUUUACUGAUCCAUUGGACUUUGCCCAGUAUAUUAUCACUCCAUGGAACAAUCUCGCUUACAAUACCAACACGUCGAAUUUGGCAAAGCACGGUAUCCAUCCAUGGUAUACCCAUAUUGCUGCCAACAUGCCGCAGCUUCUUGGCCCAGGCUUGUUGCUUCUUUUCUUUCGCUUUAGAAACAGAUACUGGAAAACAACGCCGUUCUUGGCUGCCUUGAGCGGUGUUUUGUUCCUUUCUGUUGUUCCACACCAGGAACUUCGCUUUUUGAUUCCAAUUGUGCCAUUACUAUGCUGCUGCUUCGAUCUUAGUCUUGGCUACGAGGGCGACGCAAAGGACGUUGCCUCUUGGUCAUCAGUUUUGAUGGGCCUCUGGCUCAUUUUCAACUUAGUCAUGGGAGUGCUUAUGGGCAUCUUCCACCAGGGCGGUGUUGUUCCAGCAUUAGACUUUUUGCAUACUCAGAAACCACAGGGCGUUACUCAAGUGUGGUGGAGAACAUACUCUCCUCCUACGUGGAUGUUGGCUGAUAAGGAAGCCGAAUACCAGUUCAUCACUUUAAACACAGAGUUACAAGGGUUCGAACUAGAUGAAACGAAAAAGAACUACGUGAUAGAUGCUAUGGGCUCUGAUUUUAAAAUUGUUGAUGCACUCAUCAAGAAUUUACAUAACAAGGUGAUGUUGGUGACGCCAGUCGCCUCGUUCUCGUCAAAUUUCGACGCCAGUCGGUUUAACAAGACGUGGAGUACACCCUUCCAUUUGGAUCUAGAUCACCUUGAUUGGAAUGAUUCAAGAACAUUACAACCAGGAUUGGCCAUCUAUGAGCUUGUCUAA
Molecule: messenger RNA, 1572 nt
Organism: Candidozyma haemuli
Lineage: Eukaryota; Fungi; Ascomycota; Pichiomycetes; Serinales; Metschnikowiaceae
Gene: SMP3
Product: glycosylphosphatidylinositol-alpha 1,2 mannosyltransferase
Exons: 1
Coding region: 1-1572 (523 amino acids)
Biological process (GO): GPI anchor biosynthetic process
Cellular component (GO): endoplasmic reticulum membrane
Molecular function (GO): alpha-1,2-mannosyltransferase activity
Source: RefSeq, a predicted model, not a curated record